Pelobates cultripes (western spadefoot toad) is the source of this 1298-nucleotide messenger RNA. The record is from the annotation of a GenBank genome assembly. Lineage: Eukaryota; Metazoa; Chordata; Amphibia; Anura; Pelobatidae.
AUGCCUUGUAAUGCCUGAUAACAGCCAGGAGGUGGCAGUGAGUGCACACUAUCUGCACACACGUAUAUUUCCUUUCGUAGCAUGAGCAUCUCUGUCUCAAUACUAACUUAUUUAAUGCUGUAAUUUAAAAACAUAAGAACGUGCACUUAAAUUACAUUUUGAAAUGAACACAAACAAAUCGUAUUUCUAUAUUUAUUGGUUUAUAUGCACAUAAUAAAAUUAUUAUUUUUUUUUAAACGUGUGUCUUAAUGAAAGAAUCUCAAUCGUGCACAAAUAUUCUAAAUACCAUUGUUAAAUUCUAAAACAGGCUGUAUAAAUAGACUCACACAAAUAACGAUGCAGCAAAUUGUUUAGCUACACCAAAAUUUAAAUGUAUGCCUUUUGACGAUUGUUCACGUUUAUACCUAAACUGAUCAACAAAUCAAUUUCAGACAGUAAAGUCUUUACAAACUGAGUAGGACUGGGUGUGUCAUGGUUCUGAGCCAAAGAGAAGGCUUAUAAGGAAAUGUGCCCCUAUUUCUGAUAGUGUGUAUCUUUGGCACAAUGUGAAGCAUUGCUCGUGUACUCCGGAACGCAUUUGUGUAUGUAGUUUAUACGAGUGCUUAGCUUACACUGGCACAACAGAGGUUUCUUAACUACGGUUCCCAUAAUCCCCAGCCAGCCUUGAGGGAAAGGUCGUUCGUAGAUAUCUAGGUUACUGAGGUAAAACAUUACUAAUUCAUUCACUUAUGGCUGGUGUUAUCUGCCAUUAAAAUUGCUGGAUCAUAUAUUUCUAAUAAAUUUGAAAACCCUUGGGUGGUAUAAUAUCGCGAUGGGUGGGAGGCCUUCUGAGGGCGCUGCCAGUGAUCCAAUUACUGGUAGGGCAGCUGCUGAAACGCUGUCUGCUUGGUCCUAGUCCCUGCUCCAUGGCACAAACAUGUCUAAUGAUGUGCCCUCACUGCGCUGCCCUAGGAGAGUUCCCUGGUGUCCCUGAAAGCAAACUAAAUCUGGACAGACCCCCCAAAUUAGGACUGUCUCCCAAAAGCAGGACCAUUGGGUGUCCUGUACCUAUCCAAGUUUCCCAGUUUUGAGGUCCUGUCCUGCUAAAAUGUUUAUUUUUCCCUUAGCAACCACAGAGUGAGAUCCUCAUUAGAUGCAUUGGUGCUGCAAAAACCACACCCAGGGCAUUCAGCCCACGAACAGAGCACUUCAACAACACCCUGCGCAUGUGCAGCCUGAGUCUGUCUGGCCAGUGUAAUGACCACCUACCCCGUUACAAUUUCAUACCUCCUAAUUAUGUGAAAACUGAAGCCCUUUAG